AUGAGCGUGAUAACUCGAGAUCUGGAUGGCAAGCUAAGGAUCUACACAAAGGGCGCAGACGCCAUCAUUUUUGCGAGACUGGCUGAAGGGCAGUCACCCGAUGUCACUGAGCAGCAUCUUCAUGAAUUUGCAGUGGAAGGAUUGCGCACUUUUUGUCUUGCCUAUGCAGAUCUUGAUGACGAUGGGUUUCAAGAUUGGCAUCGAAGAUAUCGGCACGCGAAUUCCGAGUUAAUCGAUCGUGAAGAAAAAGUUGCUGCAGUUGUUGACGAAUUCGAACGUGAUCUUACCUUGCUGGGUGCGACUGCUAUCGAAGACAAACUCCAAGAUGGUGUUCUAGAGACUUUAAAGAAGCUGGAACAAGCCAGCAUCAAGGUAUGGGUACUAACCGGGGACAAACAAGAGACAGCCAUUAAUAUUGGGUUGUCAUGCGGCGCCAUUGACGAAGGCAUGGAUGUCGUGAUCAUCAAUGAGGACAAUCUCGAAGAUACAGCUGCGCAGCUUGACCGAGCACUUGGCAGGUGGAGCGCCAUGCGUACAGAUCCAGCAAUGGAACGAAAGCUUGGCCUGGUCAUUGACGGACAAACAUUGCAUUACGCUCUCGAAGAGGAACUCCAGAAACGGUUUAUGAUAAUUGUCGAGCUGGUCCGCCGGCUUGACAAGGACAAAGUUACUUUGGCUAUUGGAGACGGCGCUAAUGAUGUCGGUAUGAUUCAAGCGGCCCAUGUGGGGGUGGGAAUUGUGAGCUUGGAAGGGCAAGAGGCCAAACUGGCCUCAGACUACUCUAUUGGUCAGUUUCGUUUCUUGGGGCGUCUAAUGCUAGUCCAUGGCAGAUGGAGCUACAAACGGCUCUCAAAAAUGGUCUUGUUCACAAUAUACCGAAAUGCGGCGCUGACUCUUUGUGAGAUCUAUUGGGCAUUCUUUUCAGCAUUUUCAGGUCAGCCUCUCUUGGAUCCCUGGAUGGGGGGUCUUUACAAUUUGCUUUUGGAAUCGCUUCCUCCCAUUGUCCUCGGUAUAUUCGAUCAGGAAUUGACUGCCGAAUAUGCGCUUGCGUUCCCUGAAAUCUAUUCAAAGGGGCAAAGAAACACGGCGUACAACUUUCGCGUCUUUUUGAGCUGGAUUCUCUCAGCAAUAUGGCAAUCAGCUGUAGUGUUCUUUGUUUGCUUCUGGGGCUUUGGUGACAUUCCGCAGGCCGGUGGGCAGAUGCUGGGAAUGUGGGCAUUCGGCACAGUCGUAUUCUCGGUAGUGAUUUUCACUGUACAUGUCAUGCUACUUGUGUACCAGAGUUCCUGGACAAAGCUUUUAGCAUCCUUGUUCUUUGUCUCAUUUGCGACAUUUGCAUCAUCUUAUCCUUGAGCUUUGCGUUCUCCUGCUGCAAUUGCUGCACCUGAAGGAUGAAGCCCUUCUUCUCCUCCUCAGUCGUCCUCACGAGCUUUUCCAACAUGUGCACGUACACCUCCUGCGCGUAGCGUGCGGCGGCGGCCGAGUCCUGGUUCAUCUUCAGACGGCGUGUGUACUUCUCACGCGGCGUCAUCGAGGUAUCACCCUUCUUUCGGCGCUUCAUGCGGUCAAACUCGCCCUUGGCCAUGUGCUCGUUCUUCUUCAUCUCCUUGAAGGCCUCACGGGCCUUUUCCUUGCACAGGUCUGCGUACGGGAUGCCGCCCAUCUGCAUGACGAUGUGCGGCUCGAUGGGCGGGGAGUCAUCCAGCUCGUAGGUGGCGGUGGGCUUCUGGACCGGCUUGAUGUCGAUGGGCAGCGGCGGGCGGCGGUCCGUCGGGUGCAUGGGCUGCGGCGGGAAGGAGUGGGCGGAGACGACAGGGUGGCGGGCGUAUUGCUGGGCGUGCGGGUCAUGGGAGAGGUGGUGCACUCGUAUUGUUGAUAGUGUAAGUUUCCCUUUCUUGUCUCUGGUGCGGCUGAAAUGCAGCCGGAGCGAUUCUUUCUGUCACUGUUUCAUAGCCUUUUUCAUCUAGCGAUGUGGCGCUCACUCCGACGACAUUGCAGGACUCAUGAGUAAUGUAGCUGCCUGGUUUGCGUAUUAAAAUGUUCUUGGAACAACCAAAUACUUGUGCGGACAUCACAGCCUGCCCUCUGCAGUCCGGAUCCUCAUUCAUUGUCCAGCAAGGUCACCAUAUGGGAAUCACUCCUAUUGGCCUAGUGUAUUGGUCAGAACGCUUUCCGCCAAUCAACAGGUGUCGAAGGUGGCCAUUGUAUCUCUCGGCAAGCUGUCCUCGUCAUUAUCAUGUCCCUACGAAGUACUGUAUUUGCAGCGAAACUGAUAAUUCCACGUCGUUCGCUGAUGCGCCGUGGAUAUCGCUCAUAUGGCUCGACCGUAUGACAUGUAUAUACGGGUUCUGUGAAGAGACUUUACAUUAUUGAGGAACUCUUCCUCGCUUGCUUCCGCUCAAACGGCGUCCUCCAUCGCUUGGAUGCACAUGCUUAACAAGACAUCGGAGCUGUUAAACUUGCAUGGUAUCAGACUUGUACAGGCUCCCAUUUACACAAUCUAUGAUGAACAAUUUGGAAAAGGAAGAAAGUCUAUCUGUCCA
Chondrus crispus (carragheen) is the source of this 2543-nucleotide messenger RNA. RefSeq lists its product as hypothetical. Gene Ontology annotation, molecular function: ATPase-coupled intramembrane lipid carrier activity; magnesium ion binding; ATP binding. The transcript has 3 exons. NCBI's taxonomy places the organism in Eukaryota, Rhodophyta, Florideophyceae, Gigartinales, Gigartinaceae. The record is from RefSeq and is a predicted model, not a curated record. Gene Ontology annotation, cellular component: plasma membrane. The coding region runs from base 1 to 1353 and encodes 450 amino acids. Gene Ontology annotation, biological process: phospholipid translocation.